Messenger RNA from Ochotona curzoniae (black-lipped pika), 2409 nucleotides. It is a transcript of the gene ARHGEF19, whose product is annotated as Rho guanine nucleotide exchange factor 19. Gene Ontology annotation, molecular function: guanyl-nucleotide exchange factor activity; protein binding. The transcript has 15 exons. Gene Ontology annotation, biological process: activation of GTPase activity; regulation of actin cytoskeleton organization. Bases 1 to 2409 code for a protein of 802 amino acids. The record is from RefSeq and is a predicted model, not a curated record. Lineage: Eukaryota; Metazoa; Chordata; Mammalia; Lagomorpha; Ochotonidae.
AUGGACUGUGGGCCACCAGCUUCCCUCCAGUCCCACCUGGUCGGACCGUCUGGCCCUGUCCGCCGCGCGGUGGCCGUGUGCCAGCAGGAGAGCCUGUCGUUUGCCGAGCUGCCCUCUCUGCAGCCCCCCAGCCCUGUGUGUCUGGAGCUCUUCCCUGUCGCCCCUGAGGAGCCACAGGCUCCUGAUAGCUGCUGGUCCCUGGGGACCCCUGCCCCCCUCCCGGGACUUGGAUGGCCACCAGUGUCCCCAAGAAGCCCAGAAGCUGAGCUCUCCUCCGGCAGGGGGAUUCGGCCCAGCAGGGCUGGCAGCUGGCCACACUGGCCCAGUGCCCAGCCGUCAACUCUGGAGGGACCCUGGCGUCCCCAACACGCACAGCCACAGCGUAGAGCCAGCCAUGGCUCAGAGAAGAAGUCGGCCUGGCGCAAGAUGCGAGUAUACCAGCGAGAAGAGGUCCCUGGCAGCCCCGAGGCACAUGCUGUCUUCCUGGAGGCCGGCCAGCCACUGCAGGAGCAAGCCCUGGCCCGGAGCCCGCAAGAAUCCAGGCCGCUGGAGCUGGCCGGGGCAGCACGUGCGGGGCUUGAGGGUCCCGAACAGCGGCGGCGCUUCUCCGCUUCAGAGCUCGUGACGCGGCUACAUUCCUCUCUGCGCCUGGGCCGAAACUUGGCCGGUCGGGCACAGCUGGGCCUAGUUGCCGGCACUGGGGCAGCCCGGGAAGGAAAAAUGCCAGGAAGGGAGUCUCACGGUAUAGACCCCAAGGCAGAUCCCAGUGAGAACCCUGGCGGCUGGAGCGAGCCCAGGCUGGCCGCGCAGGAAGAUGUGCAUCCGGGGUGCGGCAGUGCCCACGAGCGGCGCCAGUCCCGUUUCCUCCUGAACUCCGUCCUCUACCAGGAGUACAGCGACGUGGCCAGCGCGCGCGAGCUGCGGCGGCAGCAGCGCGAGGAGGAGGGCCCGGGGGACGAGGCCGAGGGCGCGGAGGAGGGGCCCGGGCCGCCGCGGGCCAACCUCUCCCCGAGCAGCUCGUUCCGGGCGCAGCGCUCGACGCGCGGCUCCACCUUCUCGCUGUGGCAGGACAUCCCCGACGUGCGCGGCAGCGGCGUCCUCGCCACGCUGAGCCUGCGCGCCUGCAAACUGCAGGAGGCCAAGUUCGAGCUCAUUACGUCCGAGGCCUCGUACAUCCAUAGCCUGUCAGUGGCCGUGGACCACUUCCUAGGCUCGGCUGAGCUGAAUGAGUGUCUGGCCGCACAGGACAAGCAGUGGCUAUUUUCCAAACUGCCCGAGGUCAAGUGCACCAGUGAGAGGUUCCUGCAGGACCUGGAGCAGCGGCUGGAGGCCGAUGUUGUGCGCUUCAGUGUGUGCGACGUCGUGUUGCAGCACAGCUCCGCCUUCCGGCGCGUCUACCUGCCCUACGUCACCAAUCAGGCCUACCAGGAGCGCACCUACCAGCGCCUGCUCCUGGAGAACCCCAAGUUCCCCGGCAUCCUGGCUCGCCUGGAAGAGUCCCCUGUGUGCCAGCGGCUGCCCCUCACCUCCUUCCUCAUCCUGCCCUUUCAGAGAAUUACCCGCCUCAAGAUGCUGGUGGAGAACAUCCUGAAGCGGACAGCACAAGGCUCGGAAGAGGAGGAUAUGGCCACCAAGGCCUUCAAUGCACUCAAGGAGCUGGUACAGGAGUGCAACGCGAGUGUGCAGUCCAUGAAGAGGACCGAGGAGCUCAUCCACCUGAGCAAGAAGAUCCACUUUGAGGGCAAGAUCUUCCCGCUGAUCUCUCAGGCUCGCUGGCUGGUCCGGCAUGGAGAGCUGGUGGAACUGGCACCGCUGCCCGCAGCGCCCCCUGCCAAGCUGAAGCUAUCCAGCAAGGCCGUCUACCUGCACCUCUUCAACGACUGUCUGCUGCUGUCCCGGCGGAAGGAGCUGGGCAAGUUUGCCGUGUUCGUCCACGCCAGGAUGGCUGAGCUGCAGGUGAGGGACCUGAGCCUGAAGUUGCAGGGCAUCCCAGGCCACGUGUUCCUCCUCCAGCUCCUGCAUGGGCAGCAUGCCAAGCACCAGUUCCUGCUGAGGGCCCGGACAGAGAGCGAGAAGCAGCGGUGGAUCUCAGCCCUGUGUCCCUCGAGCCCCCAGGAGGACCAGGAGGUCGUCAGUGAGGGACAAGACAGCCCCCAGGUUCAGUGCGUCAGGACGUACAAGGCGUUGCAGCCGGACGAGCUGACCUUGGAGAAGACAGACAUCCUAGCAGUGAAGACUCGGACCAGUGAUGGCUGGCUACAGGGGAUCCGCUUGGCAGAUGGCGAGAAGGGGUGGGUGCCCCAGGCCUACGUGGAAGAGAUCAGCAGCCUCAACGCUCGCCUGCGAAACCUCCGGGAGCAUAAGCGUCUCACGAGCACCACCAGCAAGCAAGGGGAGCACCCCGUGUGA